GCGGCGCCCGAGCGGCCGUUACCGACGGAGCGCGAGCGAUUGGGCGGGCAUUAUUAGUCAGCGGCGUGUAUAUCGGUGUGUAAGUACGCGGCCCACACGUACGCGCGGUGCACGGAUGACAAAUCCGUCGCGGUUUCGCGCGAUCUGCCCGGGGGUUAUCGUUAUCGCCACGUAUCCGCGCAUCGGCUCGUCCUGCCAGCAAUCAUGAUCCUGCUCGAGAUACACAACAGGAUACUCGAGGAAACGCUGACGAACAAGGUCAAGAAUGCCCAGUCGGGACACAAGCAGGAGUCGACAGAUGUGGUCAUAGCGGACUUCGACGGGGUGUUGUUUCAUAUUUCGAACCUCAGCGGAGACAAGUCGAAACUUAGAAUUAGUAUCUUGCUCAAAUUUUAUAAACAGUUGCAAGAGCAUGGCGCAGACGAAUUGCUCAAACGAGAGUACGGGUCUCAUCUUAUCGCACCGGAGAGCGGCUACAACGUAUCGGUUCUCAUAGAUCUAGAGAAGUUACCAGAGGAUUGGGAGGCGCUAGUAAGGAAAGUUGCCCUGUUGAAGAGGCAUUGCUUCGCCAGUGUCUUCGAGAAAUACUUUGACUUCCAGGAGGAGUACUGCGAUUCUCCGGGCAGGCCAGUGCAGAAGAGAGCUGUAAUUAAAUAUCGGGAUGAGGAAACGAUGUACGUGGAGGCUAAGAGCGACAGAGUCACAGUAGUGUUCAGUACAAUAUUCAAGGACGAAGACGAUAUGGUCAUCGGCAAGUUGUUCCUUCAAGAACUGAAAGAGGGUAGGCGCGCGAGCCACACCGCCCCGCAAGUCCUGUUCAAUCACCGUGAGCCGCCGUUGGAGUUGCAGGACUCCGAGGCGGCGGUCGGAGAGUGCAUCGGCUACAUCACGUUCGUACUGUUUCCACGUCAUACCAAUCGGGAGGCUCGCGACAACACCAUCGACCUGAUACACAUGUUUAGGAAUUAUCUGCACUAUCAUAUUAAGUGCAGUAAAGUUUAUAUUCACUCGAGAAUGCGCACCAAGACAACAGACUUCCUCAAAGUGCUGAACAGAGCGAGAUCUCAAUCCAAAAGCACCGAGAAGAAGACUAUCACGGGACGAACAUUCAUCAGGAAAGAAUGAACGUGCCGUAGGAGCGAAAGUAUUAACACUUUUCAAAAGAGGAGGGCGAAGGAUUAUUGCGCGACUGGUGCGUUUGGGAACAUCCUGCGAGUGAGAGUCCCCGCAAAAGCACAUCCUUCAACUCGCCCGCCAUCGGCGAGUUAAGUGCUUCGGACCUUUGAGUUUCAACCUGUUUCUCGAACAGUACCCUAUAUUUCGGAAAGACGUAGUGCCGUGCUAAAUGAAUAAGGGAGAGGAUAAAAAAAAGGAAAAUCGGUUUUGCGUCGGAUCAACGCGAUCACGCCCCGUUUAUCCGGUAAAGGAUAAUCGGAGUUGCAUUCGUGUACCGUUAGUUGACAGUUACUGCUACUACGAAAGCCAUCGCUCGUUGCAAAAACGUUUUACCGAUUUUUACAGUGACCUAGGGUUCGUAUACAGUACUUCGCUUCGAGAGGUUUGAAUUCGAUUGCAUAUUACACUGGUUGUUACUUGAAACAAUUUAUUAUACGUUACGACAUUCUACGUCUGGCGCUUUCACGAGUACAUCGAAUACAGUUUAGCGAUGAUAUCCCUCAGAUAAAAUCAUCAAGUAUCCUCGAGAGAACGUUAAAAUAUGUUGAAAUUCUCUAUUGAGUCUCGUCGGAAAGUGUUUUGGGGCAACGUUAUUCGAAAUCGCCAGAAGUAACUGACAUAGAAAAAGAAAACUCACCGAGGGAAAGAUAGUGAUUACUUGCAAUUUUACUUUUGGCAUUGCAUUUACGGCUCGAUGAACGAAUUGUCGGGCGGACAAGUACUGUUGAAUAGCGCAAUUGUUCCCUUUUUCGAUAUUUUUAUCGUCUACUUAAUGACUAUACAUCCGAUUAUUGUGAGAGAUAAUAAAAACAACAUUAACAAUCCA
This is a messenger RNA of Vollenhovia emeryi, 2002 nucleotides long. RefSeq names its product probable actin-related protein 2/3 complex subunit 2 (gene Arpc2). Gene Ontology annotation, molecular function: actin filament binding; structural constituent of cytoskeleton. NCBI's taxonomy places the organism in Eukaryota, Metazoa, Arthropoda, Insecta, Hymenoptera, Formicidae. Gene Ontology annotation, cellular component: actin cytoskeleton; Arp2/3 protein complex. The record is from RefSeq and is a predicted model, not a curated record. The coding region runs from base 205 to 1125 and encodes 306 amino acids. Gene Ontology annotation, biological process: actin filament polymerization; Arp2/3 complex-mediated actin nucleation. The transcript is spliced from 7 exons.